Messenger RNA from Sordaria macrospora k-hell, 1194 nucleotides. RefSeq lists its product as uncharacterized. The record is from RefSeq and is a predicted model, not a curated record. Gene Ontology annotation, biological process: lipid metabolic process. Lineage: Eukaryota; Fungi; Ascomycota; Sordariomycetes; Sordariales; Sordariaceae. Gene Ontology annotation, molecular function: phosphoric diester hydrolase activity.
AUGAUAAUGCCAUCACUCAUCUCAUCUCUGACGACGGCACUAUUACUGGCAUCUGGAAUUCAUGCCGUUCCACAAGGACCGUUUGGAGCUGAGACUGGGGUUGUAAGCGCGGUGCCAACAGCUUCAGCGUCGACGGCCGGCAUAGCCGCUUCUCAACCAACAACAUCAUCAGCGUCAUCAAGCAAUGUCGCCAGCGGUAUCUCAGCUUGCAAUAACUCACCGUUGCUAUGCGAUCGCGCCUACAACAAUGUCACGCACAUGGGCGCGCACGAUUCAUCCUUUCUCAAAGAUGCCAGCACCGGCAACAGCUUAGCUGGCAACCAAUAUUUCAAUGCCACAGUCGCCCUCGACGCCGGCAUCAGACUGCUUCAAGGUCAAGUCCACUACGUCAACGAGACACUCCGGCUAUGUCACACCAGCUGCUCCCUGCUCGACGCAGGACCACUCCAAGACUGGCUGGCCAAGAUCAAGUUCUGGAUGGACACCAACCCCAACGAGGUGGUGACGAUCCUACUCGUCAAUUCCAACAACAAGCUCGUCUCCGACUAUGCGGCCGUGUUCGAGGGAUCCGGAAUUUCCACCUAUGGCUAUCAGCCUGCUGACGGCAGCACAGCCAGCACGGCCUGGCCCACGCUCGGAGAGAUGAUCACCUCCAACAAGCGUCUGGUCAGCUUCAUCGCCUCCAUCGACUACUCCACCACUUAUCCGUACCUGCUGAGCGAGUUCGACCACGUCUUUGAAAACCCCUAUGACGUCCUCAGUCUGAGCGGGUUUAACUGUACUCUCGACCGGCCCAAGGGGCAAGGGACAGCGGAAAAUGCUAUCGCGUCCGGGCGGAUGCCGUUGAUGAACCACUUUGCCUAUAGCGUGCUUAUGGAGGGUGUCCAAAUUCCCGAUGAGACGAACAUUGACAUCACCAACAGCGCGGACACUACCGCCACGGGAAACCUGGGACUGCACGCUGAUACCUGUGUCAAGCAAUGGGGAGUGAAGCCGACCUUCAUCCUGGUGGACUUUUUCGAUCACGGACCGGCGAUCGAUACGGCCGAUCGGCUAAACGGGAUCACGGCCACGGGGAGGAAGUCGACGUCUGCGGAGAGUAAGGAGAGCACGAGCGGCGCUGGGGAGAACAAGGCAAUGGACAUCAAUGCGGCGCUGGUGGCUUUUGUAGGCUUUGCUUUGGCGAUGGUGUAA